Messenger RNA from Corvus hawaiiensis (hawaiian crow), 722 nucleotides. Its product is annotated as cytochrome c oxidase assembly factor 6 homolog. The transcript has 3 exons. The record is from RefSeq and is a predicted model, not a curated record. Gene Ontology annotation, cellular component: mitochondrion; respiratory chain complex IV. NCBI's taxonomy places the organism in Eukaryota, Metazoa, Chordata, Aves, Passeriformes, Corvidae. The coding region runs from base 104 to 343 and encodes 79 amino acids. Gene Ontology annotation, biological process: respiratory chain complex IV assembly.
ACACGCGUCCUGCCCGCCAAUCGCGCCGGGGCCCGGCCGCGCCCCGGGAAAGCGCCGGGAUCGCUUCCGGAGCGCGACCUUGGCGGGCGGGGCCGCAGCCGGGAUGGCGGCGCCGACGAUGGAGGAGAGGAAGGCGUGCUGGGGGGCCCGAGACGAGUUCUGGCAGUGCCUGGACAGCCACGGGGAUGACGCCGCCAAGUGCGAGAAGCUGCGCCGGGCCUUCGAGUCGCGCUGCCCGCAGCAGUGGGUUAAACACUUUGACAAAAGAAGAGACUUUUUAAAAUAUAAAAAAAAGCUUGAAACAGAAGGCUAUCAUCCUCCAGAAGCUGCUGGAAAGUCAUAGGAAGUCUGCUUUCAAAAUAAAUCAAGUGAAAGUAACUACAGAAGGAAGAAGCCAGAGAAAGCAACAGAAGCUGCUUGAGUGCAAGAACUGGUAAUGUGGCUGUCUCCCUGAAAUGCAGACCGCUCUUCUUGUUGCCAGGUCUCACGUGUCUGCUGAAAAAAAAAAGUCGUGGACAGCUUUUUGAUGAGUUCAAGUCAAAGAAAUACGGUGCAGGGGUAUUCACAGAUUGAAGGGUUUGAAUGUAUAAUUGGAAAAAUUGUUUCACAGGAAUAAAUGACUAUUUAAUACUGCAAUGUACAUAUUCUAAAGAGAAAAUGAAAUUGUUUUUCAGUAAGUGAACCAGCUUUUUCCUAAAAUAAAAAAUUCCAUUCCAACUUGC